Molecule: messenger RNA, 757 nt
Organism: Penaeus indicus
Lineage: Eukaryota; Metazoa; Arthropoda; Malacostraca; Decapoda; Penaeidae
Product: cytochrome P450 2L1-like
Exons: 5
Coding region: 156-698 (180 amino acids)
Biological process (GO): xenobiotic metabolic process
Cellular component (GO): cytoplasm; intracellular membrane-bounded organelle
Molecular function (GO): iron ion binding; oxidoreductase activity, acting on paired donors, with incorporation or reduction of molecular oxygen, reduced flavin or flavoprotein as one donor, and incorporation of one atom of oxygen; heme binding
Source: RefSeq, a predicted model, not a curated record
ACAGGAAGUAAAUUGCAACACACUCAGCAUAUAAAUAAACCAUUGGUGAUUUUUGACAAGAAGUGUUAUAAUCUUGAUCGUAGCGGUAAGAGUUUGGAGUGUGUUGUAAAGAACAUUUUGCUCUACAAUUUCUUCAGGCACUGCAGAUCGCCACCAUGAUUGUAGAGAUCCUGUUGUUCGUGGUGGGAGUGAUUCUGCUUCGCUAUUGGAUUUCCAGACCUCGGGGAAUGCCACCAGGUCCGAUGGUCGUACCAUUCCUUGGCUCCAGGCCUGUCUUCAGUGUCGACCAAGUGCAGAAGAUGCACAAAAUAUAUGGUGAUAUAUUUAAGUCGGAAAUUGGGCCGCACAAGUUUAUAUUCCUUUGCAGCAACAAACUUAUCAAGGAAGCGUUGUCAAAGACUGAGUUUGCUGAUCGUCCCCAAUUAGAAAUGUUGCAUUUUCUAACUGAUGGACAAGAGGCGGGUGUCAUAAUGAGCAACGGCAAGCGAUGGCAGAACGCUCGGAGGUUCCUGCUGCGCAACCUUCGUGAUCUCGGGAUGGGAAAGACCUACCUGGAGGAGAGCAUCCUGGUGGAGGCCAGAGCGCUGGUCAAGGACUUCAGUUCCUACGCUGGAACGCCUUGUCACGCGCCGGAGUCGCUCAAUGUUGCCGUCUUGAACAUCAUCUGGCAGAUGGUCGCAAGUAUGUCGCAUCGCUGAGAUUAUAAUUAUGUUCAUUGAACUAAUGAACAGUGUCUUAGCCCAUAAUUAUCAAUCAU